Messenger RNA from Pelagomonas calceolata, 794 nucleotides. The record is from the annotation of a GenBank genome assembly. Lineage: Eukaryota; Pelagophyceae; Pelagomonadales; Pelagomonadaceae.
GUCGGCUCUCGCUUUUUGGCCGUCCGCGUCGGCUCGCGCGUGCUCUGCGUUAUAAGGGACUCCAACGGUCCCCUCGGUCAGGCGCUCGACGUCAGAGCUAUUGGUUUGAGCGGCGAGCGCCUGUGACUCGGGGUUUCAUUUAUUUUCAUCAAUCGGGCUGGACGCGCGCGCGGCGCCGCGCGGCCUCGUCGACCCCACUAAACGCGCGCCGCCGACGCGUCCCGGCGUCGCAGCGCCAUGGUCGUCAAAAAAGUCGCCGCCGCGCCGGCCGCCGAGACGAAGGUCGCGCCCGGCUUCGAGGGCGGCGAGCCGCUGACGCUGAGCAACUCGCGGGGCCUCAAAAGUGCCCUCAAAUUCUUCGUCAAGAUCGGUUUAUUCUUAGAGUUCAGGCGCAUCCCGGGCAAGCUCGGCGACGGCGACGGCGCCGACGCGAAACGCGCCGUUAUUUUAUUCUUGCUCUUCUGCCUCUUCUUCCUCGAGGCGCUGACGCUCGCCGUCGCAUCAAAAGCCUGGAGCGGCCUCACGGGUGCCAUCGGCCAGCAGGCGGCUUUGAUUUUACUCGGCGCGGCUCUUUUGGGGGCCACGACGCUGCUCGAGCCGCCGGAGGUGCCGGUACGGGGCAUCGGCGAGUGGAGCGACUGACCUCGCGCGCACGGAAAUCACAGUGUACAUAGAACGAAGAUACCACGCGGCACCCGGCGUCCGUCACAAGACUUCCUGGCCACGCGGUCGAUGACGAAAAAUGUUUUGAGCUUGAACACUGAUAAUGGAAAGCUCUAGGCACGUGAUUGAAA